Molecule: messenger RNA, 420 nt
Organism: Penicillium canescens
Lineage: Eukaryota; Fungi; Ascomycota; Eurotiomycetes; Eurotiales; Aspergillaceae
Exons: 1
Coding region: 1-420 (139 amino acids)
Source: RefSeq, a predicted model, not a curated record
AUGGAGAUGGAAUGGAGUUCAGACAGCGGUUAUGGCUACGGCUAUGACUCUAAUGAUGAGCCUAUCUUUCCCAACGGAGAUGGUUCGCCAUCUGAUCGUUCUUCGAACAGUACGCAGAAUGGUAACUUAAAUGGAACAUCCUCCACUUCAUCUGUGGAUCCAACUCACACUAAUAUUUCUAGUGCUAACGGUGCUUCUUCGAGUUCUUCCAGCGGUUCUUCGCAAAACUCCGACAAUGCACCAUCCGGCAUUGGACUUAUCCUAGUAGAGGAACUGGAGGAGGAGCUAGAAGUCUUCUUCAACGAGGGAGAUUCUGGUUCUUCUCACAGCACAGUUCUCUCCAGACUGAUAAUGGUUCUCCCCACGAGCCUUCUCAAGGUUCCGCCGGCGAAUUUUCUGGUCGUGGACUACUCACUGUAG